This is a messenger RNA of Mycena citricolor, 3918 nucleotides long. NCBI's taxonomy places the organism in Eukaryota, Fungi, Basidiomycota, Agaricomycetes, Agaricales, Mycenaceae. The record is from the annotation of a GenBank genome assembly.
AUGCAACAACCUAUACCAACCGCCCCCACUCGUUCCCUGCGCCGCCGCAACUCCCGUGGCAACGUAAUGACGACAGGGGAGCUAGCUGCGCUACCACCUCCCACCUCGGUGGAGCGCCCCCCGGCCCAGGAGCGCACCUACGCUAGAGUAGUGUCCCCGGCUCCGGCCAACCCUCCCCAGCCCGUCGACGCGUCCUUGACCGUUGGCGGAGACAUAGCGAGUAACCCCUUCCCGGGAGAAAGCCCAGCCCGUGUACACACGGAGAAUCCCCAACCGCCCCUGUCUGUACUGGUCAGGGGCGAGACCGAUCGCCAGCGCAUGCGCACCACGAUCGAGGACGUCGAGGACGAGGAGGGACCCUGGACUUUAGCCACCAGACGGACGGCUCGCACCCACCGGGAGUCCGUUAGCAGCGUAGCCACCAGUGUUUCAGUUAGAAUCAGCGAGAGGCGCAAUGAGACAUACAACAGUCUGGAGGAGCUCACCUCCAUAGUGGACGAGGCGGCUGAAUCUAUGUCGCCCGAAGUGCUGCGCCUGAUCUCGGACCGCUAUGCCAGCUUGGCUAACGCCGCUGAGCAAAAGACACCCGUCUUCAAACGGGAGUCUGACAAUGACAUGACUUCUGAGUCGGACGCCAGAUCGGACGCGAUCGGCGAAAUGUCGUCAAGGAUGGUCGAGCCCGGAGAAAAGGCCGACCAUGUGUUAGAAAACGGAAGUGAUUACAUUCACCCGUUGGAAACAGCCGAGUGGUCAGAGGACAACGGGGGAUCUUCUCCGCCGAUUGCCGGUCCAUCGCAGGAAAAGGGCAAAGGACCCGACCCAGGCAACUGGGGAGAACUUGGUUUAUCCGACGCCGAGCUGGAGGGGCAGAAAGUAGCCUUCCAGGCCUUUGAGUCGGCCCAGCGAGAACGGAAUCGCUGGAAACCCGACCCGAGGAACACCAGCGCGGCAGAUAAGGCGGCACUUUGGCCAACCGAAAAACCGCACUCGCCCGAGUCGCCGCUCGCCGAGAGGCUCGAGAUAAUCGAGGCACCACAGGGUGAGGAGCUGGUGAAUCAAGGCGUGUUCCUGAGGGAGUUCUCCCGAAUGCGGGAGCGCAUUGCCGAGCUUGAGGCCCGAGAACGGAGGAGAGGAGUCUCAAAGCACCCCGAAGCUCGCCAUCAGAAGACGCGCGAGAGCGAGCCUCAGACGUCUCGCCAUAAGGGGAAGCGCCCGCAGGAAACACCGACCACCGAGAGAAGACGCUCACGUUCGGGGAGAGAGACCGCCGGCUUUGUUACUAGUGUCCUAAGGGGGGUCAGCCUCCAACCUUCCGAUGACAGUAGCUCCGGCUCGGAAUCCUCGACGAGCAGCUCUGGUUCAGAUGACGAGGGCUCGGAUGGACCGCCAAGCGACUCCUCGAGUGAAUCGGAUUCGGACACCAGCGACUCAAGCUCGAGUGCAGACGGCUCGAGCUCAGACUCCGGGUCUUCGACUGGGAAGAACAAGGCCAAGAGAAAGAAACGAAAGACAAGGAGGUCUGAAGACCGACCAAAGGGUAGGAUGUUGGUAAAACCUAACCCCCCCGCGCGCUACGACGGAUCUGAGAAUGCAGACCUUUACACGCAAUUCGUUGACGAGUCCAAUAGGUAUUGCGAGCUCGGAAACGUGCCCAGAGCUCAUCGUGUUGCGAUCAUCGGGUCCUUCCUGGACGGCGACGCCAAGGAUUUCUACAAUAGGCGGAUUCGCGGCCAUGAGUCCGACUGGACGCUGAAGAAGAUGCUGCGUCGGCUUCUGAAAUACUGCUUCUCGCUGGAUUACCGCCAGAAGCAGCGUAAGCGGCUGGCGCGCUGCCAUCAGAACGGCAAAUCAGUCAAUAAGCACGUCUUGGAAAUGGAGAGCAUACUCUUACAGAUCGGAUUGAGAAAGGACCGGGAGCGGGUCGCUCUGCUCUGGAAUAGCUUGGAUGCAGACAUCCAGGAAGAGCUGUUCAGGUUCGGCCUUGACCCCGAGAAAUCAAAGUGGUCCCGUGUGGUGAAGAAGGCGGUAAGGGCUGAGCGCUUUCUGAGCCUAGACAAGCGGCGAAAGGGUAAGGGUACAACGAACAACGUAGCCAGCCCCAGCGCAGUGACCCCAGGCACCGGUCGGGAAGCAAGGAAGAAGAAGUUCUUCCCGCGCAGACAAGGCGGGGUUAUCAAGACCGCAGCAGCCGUAGUAGUCCCGCCUCGUGAGAGUGGGCCUAAGCUUGCUUCCCGCUACACUCCCGUUCCUGGAUCAACGUCAGCUCCUUCGAAAGUCCCAGAGAAACAGGGAGAGCGACCAUGGGAGCGUCGACUUUCACCUCAGAAGAAGGCUGAGCUGAUGUCGCGGGGGGUCUGUCUAAAUUGUGAAGAAGCCGGUCAUAUGGCGCGCAGCUGCCUGAAGCUCACUACGAUGAAGUCCAAGGUGAAGGGGAAGCCCCCAGGAUUCGGGGCGCACGGAGUAAGCCUGCGCUUGGCUUCUCUGGGAGAAACCACUGAAGUGCUGGACACGUUGGAGGUCUUGAGCGCCUUCCCAAUAGGAUUUCGGGAAGACGGUGCUGUGCUAGAGCAAUGGUCAGAUCUCGAGUGGUCUGAAGAGGGCACGGAAGACUGGGACGACCCUGAAGAAGCGGAGGUUGACGAGCUGGAAUACGUCGUGCGUGGAAUAGACGACAGUUCGGAGGUGGAAGAGCUGGUGCACGGGAUCAGAUCCAUGACGCUGGACCCUCAUCCCGAGGAUGACAGCAGGCUACGCCGACCUGAAUGUGGCUUAAUCGACCGGCCCGCUGAUUUGGUUACCAAUCCGGGCCCGGGAGAUGUGGGCAUCGGGGAUCUUGCGGCCCGGUUCGCCAGCCUGGUCCUUCAGCAGUGCGCGCCCUUCCCGGGCGACGACGGCUCCGAACCCACGGAAGGACGGUUUCUCGUGUACCGCGUCCUGGAGGAGGACUACUACUGCAUCCUGGACUGCGGAACGCCCCUGAAUAUACUGGAGGGCGAUGAGCUGUGCUCCCAGAACGAUACUUCCUACGAAUCGGAGCACAAGGGAAGCUCACUGAUCGAAGGACAAGAAGUGUCGCCCAACGUGUUUGAGAUUAGCCGUACGGGUAGCAAUGUACGUGUACAAAUGGAGCGAGCUACCCUGAUGGACCAGAACUUUGACCUGCACCGGUGGUACAACGAUCACAUGGAUGGCGACACGGGGUUGUACGACGACCUUCCCCUCCUGGAAAGCUCCAGUGAAUCCGACGGCGAGCCCGAGGGAGAAACAGACGAACCAACCAAGACAUCCUGGCAGGCUUGGGUGAGAGCGACUUCCGACUGCGGACUUCAGCCAGAUCUCUGGCCGAGCCCAAUCACCUCAACGGAUGUGGCGGGUGAUGAGUUGCCUGAAGAAGCGGCCCAAGUGGGCAGUGGUCAGUGGGACAUGUGUUUCGAUGAGCCCCGGCGGAGGAGUCCUCAUGAAAGGAGGAUUGGAGACCUCAUGUCUGAUGGCGUACAAUGUCUACUGGAGUUCUGUCAGCCAUACCCUGGCGACGACAGCGUAAACAAUCACAUGCCGCGUGACUCCGGGGAAAGGUUCAGCGUGAUUUCGUCCUGGUGCGAAGAAGGUUACUACGUGAGGGACCGCAAGAACAAUCUGUCGACUUACCUGCCGAGAUCCAUGCUGGAGAAUCGGCGCUUCGAGUUAGGCGCCUGGUAUUCCGGCCGGGUAAGCGAGCAACUGUCCAUACCGGCAGAAGAACUGUCCGGGGAACAUCGAAUCGCGGUUGACGACCCGCUGGGGAUACAACUAAGCUUCUACUUGGACGAGAUGGUGUCUCGGUACCCGGAAGCAUGUGGAAACUGCGUUAACAUUGAGCCACGGUUCUCGGAAGGCAAGAUCGAAGGCCCAAACGUACCCGUCUUAAGUGCCACGUAA